AUGUUUAUCUAUGAGAUGGUGGACGAUCACCACCUGGUGGUGUUCAUCAUUCAUCAUUUGUUUUUCGACGACCAGGGUGACAUUAUCAUCGAUAUCCUGGAAGCUGACAGUGCAGAUGUCGAAUAUCAUGAGGAGUCUUCCAGCCAGACACCUGACUCACCGAUUGAUGGUGACGAGGGGGCACUGAUUGAGGAUGAUGAAGUGGCAUCCAUUGCACAUGACAAGCCAUUGUCGGUUGAGCAUGAUGAGGAAGGGUCUAUGUUUGAGUCAGUCGGCUUUCAAUGGUGGAAGGACUCGGAGUCCGAGGAUAGUGUUGAGGUUGAAGAUGAACGUCUGAGAACUGCUGAUGAUGCUCCACUGUCCAUGAACAUGAAUGCCUUCAUCCUGGGACCAGCGAGUUGCUGCCUCAAGACAUUUAGCGAGCCUUGGGACUCAUAUGGGUUCAAUUUGGGCAAUGAAGCGCAGAAUGACAUCAUCCAUGAUGAUCACUAUGAUGAGGACCAUUCAGAGGAGCCAGCAGAGGGUGCGAAGGGCAAGGGCAAGGAGAGGGGUUCAACACUCUGGAGAUGUACUGGGUAUCUCUUGGAUAUGUGA
Molecule: messenger RNA, 594 nt
Organism: Laetiporus sulphureus 93-53
Lineage: Eukaryota; Fungi; Basidiomycota; Agaricomycetes; Polyporales; Laetiporaceae
Exons: 8
Coding region: 1-594 (197 amino acids)
Source: RefSeq, a predicted model, not a curated record